Molecule: messenger RNA, 2011 nt
Organism: Closterium sp. NIES-67
Lineage: Eukaryota; Viridiplantae; Streptophyta; Zygnematophyceae; Desmidiales; Closteriaceae
Source: the annotation of a GenBank genome assembly
CUUCCAUCGUGUGUCUACCAAGAAUCGCUCCACGUGCCACCAGUGCUUCCGCGAUGCGGCUACUUUGAAGUCAAGCCGAAGCUACCAGCGCUAAUCGCGGCGGUUAUCGCGCGUCUUGAAUCAUGACGUCGUACCUGUUCUCACGAUUCAUGUCGCGGCGAAUAAACGUCGCCAAGCGGGUACCCGCCGUGCAGGGAGCGUUUGCGGGGGGAGCCGCGGAAAGAGUAGCUCCGCUACAGGCUGCGGGGGCGGGAAACCGAUGCUUCAACCAGCCAGUGGCGCCAGCGUCGUCCUUAUCCUCCUCCUCCGCAUCGCCGCGCCGAUUUUCCUGGCUCUUCCCCGCGCUCGUCGGCGCCCUGGCAGGCGGAGCGACGGCGGCGGCUGCUCUUCAUUCCGUUCACGAUGCGCAAGCGCCGUCCUCCCCCCGCCUUCAUCGCCUUCCUCUUUCAUCCGCUCUCGGCGCACGAUUCGGUGGUCCCGAGCCCGCCUCUCCGUUCCAUGGACCUGCUCGCUCCGUCCCCCCAUACUCCCGCCGCGCCACCCUGCCUCUUGGAGCGUCCCCGUGCUCCGUACAGCCCAUCCCCCGCCUGGCCCUCACCUCCCAUGCCUCCCCGUCCGCUAUCCCCUCCCCCGUCCCUGAGUCCCCGCCUCUGUCCGCGGCCCCCCCGCAUGGGUCCCUCCCCGCGCCCCGCAGCGUGGUCGAGGGGAUCAAGCGGCUGCUGCCGGGGGAAGCGGAACCUGGGGGGAAGGCGGAGGGGCAGGGGGAAGGGGGGGAAGCGCUUGGGAAUGGGAAAGGAGAGCGGGAGAGGGAAGGUGAGAGUGGAAAGGAGGCGGGAAGUGGAGGAAGGAGGGCAGAAGGGACGGUGCUAGGGGAGGAGGAGGCUGGGAGAGGGAAGGGGGAUGCAGGUGGCGAUGGCGAUAGUGGGACGUGCGGGCGGAAUUGCUUGUCUCGACAUGCCAUUGCUGAUGCGGCUGCGAGGGCAGCUCCGGCUGUGGUGAACCUGACAGUCAGUGUGGGGCGCGGCAUGUUCAGCGGGCAGGCGAUGGGGUCGGGCGCCAUCAUCCGGGCGGACGGGCUCAUCCUCACCAAUGCGCACGUGGUGGCCGAGAUGGUCGACCCCACCGCCGCCUCCGCGCCCUACUGGAGCUCUCGUGCCAAGCUGCAGGUGACGCUCCAGGACGGACGCACCUUCGAUGGCCACGUGCUCAGCUUUGACUCGCUCUCCGACAUCGCACUCGUCAAGGUGUCAGCGCCCUCGCCCCUGCCGGUGGUGAAGCUGGGGUCGUCCAAGGCGUUGCGCCCUGGGGACUGGGUGGUGGCGCUGGGGUCGCCGCUGCACCUCUCCAACACCGUCACUGCUGGCAUCGUCAGCUGUGUGGACCGCAAGGGCACAGAGCUGGGCCUGAGGGGGGGGCGGAUGGAUUACAUCCAGACAGAUGCAGCCAUCAAUGCGGGCAACAGCGGGGGCCCGCUGGUGAAUUUGGACGGGGAGGUGGUGGGCAUCAACAACAUGAAGGCGCUGGCGGCGGACGGGGUCAGCUUCGCCAUCCCCAUCGACUCCGCCGUGCACAUCCUCGACCAGCUAUCGCGCCACGGGCGUGUGGUGCGGCCAUUUGUGGGCAUCAAGAUGCUCGAGCUCAACGCGUCCAUCAUAGAGCAGCUGAGGGACAGAGACCCCUCCUUCCCUGCCGUCACUGCAGGCAUUCUCGUCCCUCAGGUAAUUCCCGGUUCGCCUGCAGCAAAGGGCGGGCUGCAGCCAGGUGACGUGAUUGUGGAGUUUGCCGGGCAGCCAGUGGCGUCGUCCCGCCAGGUGCUGGACUUGCUGGGAGACAAGGUGGGCGCGAAGAUGCCUGUGGUGGUCAGGAGAGCCCAUGGCAAGACAGUCACACUCAGUAUAGUCACAGAAGAAGCCACACCUGACAUGUGAACAGUGGCUCCUUCAAUUUGUCUUCACCCUUUCCUGUUUCCGAGGCUUGUCUUGCUUUGGCAGCUCACAGAGGACAAUUGAUA